AUGGCCGAUGCGGUAUUCUCGGCUGUAGUGAAACGCUUGGAUUAUAUCAUCCAGGCAGAGUGGGACUUGUUGGUGGGUGUCACCAGCGAGCUCGAGAAGCUUUCCACUACAAUGACGUCAAUCCGAGCCAUCCUUCAGGAUGCGGAGAGGAAACUGGCACAUGAUCAGGCAGCGAAGGAUUGGUUGCAUAAGCUCAAAGACGCAGCCCACUGCAUUGAAGACAUACUGGACAAAUGGACUACGGGCAGAGAAAUAUCACAAGUUAGGAGAGAUGGGAGCCAUUCCCGGCAGCAGGUACUUUCCAAUCGUAUCCUCUCUUGCUUUUCAUUAAGUGAUCUCGCACUACGCCAUAAAACCGCGCGUGGUAUAAUACAAAUAAGGGAACGGUUAGAGCAGAUCACUGCUGAAAAAUAUAAGUUUGGUUCAGGCGAAUUUAAAGAGGUGGGGAAUGAAGAACAGAAAGCCACCUACUUGCUCAACGAAGCAAAGAUUUUCGGCAGGGAAGAGGAUAGAGAUGAAAUAAUAGAGUUCUUGAUAAGGGCAAGCGGGCCGGACUUCGCCACCAUUGCAAUAGUUGGUCCUGAGGGAAUGGGCAAGACCACUCUUGCAGGAUACAUCUAUAAUAAUGUGAGGGUCAAAACCCACUUCAAGAAGCGGAUGUGGGUUUCACUCUCCUCCAAUAUCCAGGUGAACCGUCUUGCUGAAAAUAUUAUAGCCGCUGCAGAUGAAACUUACAGUAGGCCUUCUGACCCAUUACACUGUCUUCAUGAUGCCCUGAGGGGUAAAAGGUUUUUACUCAUCCUGGACAAUGUUUGGAAUGAACAUAUUGUGAGAUGGGAUCUGCUGAAGGCCACGCUUGAAGGCGGAGCAUCUGGAAGUAGAGUUGUGGUCACAACUCGUGACCAAAACGCAGCGGUAAUAACAAGCACAGACCACCCUUAUACUCUUAGCUCGUUAUCUGACGAAGCUUGUUUGUCUAUAUUUAGCUCCAAAGCUUUCCAUGGUAGGAGCGAGACUAGUGAGCUUUCCACGUUGAAAACCAUUGGGAAGGAGAUCGUCAAGAAGUGCAAAGGCAAUCCUCUUGCCGCGGUGGCUGUUGGAAACGUCAUGCUUUUCAAGAGGACGGAGGAAGAAUGGUUGUCCGUCCUGCAAGGAGAAAUACUAGAUGUACCAGAUAUUACCAAAGCUGAUAUAUUAAGCUAUGACAAUUAUCCCUCCCAUCUGAAGCCCUGCUUCGCGUAUUUCUCUUUAUUUCCUAAAGGGCAUACGCUAAGUAGGGAUGUAUUAAUAAAGCUGUGGAUGGCCCAAAACUUCAUUAUACCUCGGAGUGGAAAAGAGGAAGAGGAAAUCGGUAGGGAUUAUUUCAACGAAUUACUGCGGCAUUCAUUAUUUAGAGAGAUCAAGAAGGACAGCAACGGCCGUGUAAUUCAAUGUAUUAUGCAUGACCUCCCUCACAUGCUCGCCCAAUUCGUUGCCAAGGGUGAAUUUUGCACCACAGAGAUUGAAAGAUUCGACUCUGGCUUGUUCCAGGGCCGUCAUUUAUCACUAAUUGUUAACAAUAACAAUGUCGCGUCGCCUACUCCUAUCCGGUUUCCCAAACCUGGAAAUGUGCGCACGCUCCUAGUGUUCUCGCAAGCAGGGGUGGAAGUCGAGCUACAGCUUUCCCAUCUAAUCAAUCCUUUGAUCCAUCUAAGGGCACUGGAUCUGAGUGGAACUUCAAUUAAGUGGUUGCCAAAUUCCAUUGAGAAUCUAAAACUUCUAAGGUAUCUCAAUCUUUCCGGGUCAUGCAUUGAAGAGGUGCCUAAAUCUGUUACUAGUCUCCGUAAUUUGCAGACUCUGAAUCUCAACAAGUGCCAAAGACUUCAUAAACUUUCCAAAGGGAUUAGUAAAAUGGUUAGUCUGAGGCAUCUUGAAAUUGAAGAGACUGACAAGCUUGUGUACCUGCCGAAAGGAAUAGGGCAACUUAGCUCCCUUCGGACGUUAUCCAAGUUCACGGUUGAUGAAAUGGGCAAAGGGUGUAAGAUGGGAGAGCUGAGCAACCUUAACCUCCUCCGUGGAAACCUGGAGAUGAGAAAUCUGGGAAAGGUGGUGAGGAGGGAAGACGCUGAGAAUGCCGAACUGAAGAACAAACAAUUCCUUCGUAGUCUGUUAUUGGAUUUUGAGAGCAAUGCAAAGGAGGACGACGGGACAAUGUUGGAAAACGGUGAGAUGAAGAAGAUGGAGAGCGUGCUCAUGGGUCUUCGACCACCCCAUGCAAAUCUAAAAGAGCUCAAAAUAUGCAACUAUAUGGGCUCUGUUCUCCCAAGCUGGAUGGAAGAUUCGCCCUUCUCCAGUCUAGUCCAGUUGAACCUACAUUCAUGCAGGAAAUUCAAGCAACUUCCUGCUCUUGGGAAGCUGCCGUCUCUUAAAAUCUUGAAGAUUCAGGGCAAUGAAGGAGUGGAAGUGGUGGGCCACGAGUUCUACGGUGGCAGUAACACUGCAUUUCCAAGUCUAAAGGAACUUUCUUUCAUUUCCUUGACUAAUUGGGAGGAGUGGAACCUUGGGGUAGAAGAUGGAACAACGAAAAAAUUUAUGCCGUCUCUCCAAGAGCUGUACAUCCAAGAUUGUCCAAAGCUGGAGGGGUUGCUGGCCCACCUCCCAGACAGCCUCUGGAGCAUCGAGAUCAAGGACUGCAAGCAACUGAUCUGGACGCCUCGCCAUCCGCCUCUCCACCUCCACUAUCUGUUCCUGCGGGGGGACGUAGGAAUUCUAACAAUGCCGCUGCCAAGCCUUCCAAGCCUCAAGAAUCUGCAUAUUAGUGACUCGCCGAAUCAGUUCUCACUGCAUGGAAUUGAAAACCUCACCUCAUUGGAGACACUGGAGAUCAAUACAUGCUCCGAGCUGACGUCGUUGACGGACAGGAUUGUAAAGCUCAGGUCACUGCAGACGCUCGGGAUCUACAACUGCAGGAAAUUGACAACCCUUCCCGUUGGGGUGGACGGGCUGCCUUCGUUCACAAUCUAUGGGUGCAAACAGUAUACGCCACUGCCGGACAGGGUGCGACUGAGGGUGCUCCAGGCAACGGGAGGAAGCAAUACAUUGCUUGCCAUCCUAAUUUUUUCUUUAUUCUUUGGCUGGCUCUUAGUCUCUCUUCAGUUUCAUCGUAUGUGA
Messenger RNA from Magnolia sinica, 3150 nucleotides. Its product is annotated as putative disease resistance protein At3g14460. The coding region runs from base 1 to 3150 and encodes 1049 amino acids. NCBI's taxonomy places the organism in Eukaryota, Viridiplantae, Streptophyta, Magnoliopsida, Magnoliales, Magnoliaceae. The transcript has a single exon. Gene Ontology annotation, biological process: defense response to other organism. The record is from RefSeq and is a predicted model, not a curated record. Gene Ontology annotation, molecular function: ADP binding; ATP hydrolysis activity.